Messenger RNA from Striga hermonthica, 459 nucleotides. The record is from the annotation of a GenBank genome assembly. Lineage: Eukaryota; Viridiplantae; Streptophyta; Magnoliopsida; Lamiales; Orobanchaceae.
AUGAGCCGGCAGCCAGAGGUUCUGUGGGCUCAGAGGUCCGACAAACUGUACCUGACAGUGUCCCUUCCCGAUGCCAGGGACAUCUCCGUCAAAUGCGAGCCGGAGGGCCAGUUCACCUUCGCCGCCGUUGGGGCUAACGGCGAGCCCUUCAGCUUCACUCUCCAGCUUUAUGACAAUAUUGCCCCUCAGGGAUGCAGAACAAAAACUGGUCUAAGGAAUAUACUAUGCUCUAUACAAAAGGAGCAAAAGGGAUGGUGGAAAAGACUAUUGAAAUCCGAAGAAAAGCCUGCUCCAUACAUUAAGGUUGAUUGGAAUAAAUGGUGUGACGAAGAUGAUGAAGAAUCCGAAUCAUAUCUGGGUUCUGAUGAUGACACCAUGUAUACCAGUGAACAUGAAGAGAGCAGUGAUGACGAGGGCAUGCUAUAUCUUCCUGAUUUGGAGAAAGCUCGAGGCAAUUAA